UCUAAACUGGUUCUCCCAGAUACAUCGGCAUUUUAAUGCCCGACUCCCCGUCGUCGACGAAAAUCCCCAAGCCACCGGAAAUAAUGAGCAGGUCGCCGCCGGAGAUAACAUUGUCAAUGGCCUCCUCGUCUGUGACCUCGUGGUUGCAUGUCAUAUAAAGCCAGCGUCCUUCGUCAUCAGCUGCUUACAGCAAAAACCAUCAAGCAUUAUUCAAAAAUUCAACCCUAUCAGCCUGCAACAUUUCCAAUAGUAUCGAGACCAUGGCCCAAAAAUACGCCAAAGACCAGCCAUCUGGCUUCACCAACCGCAUCGAGCGAGUAGCUAUUGUUGGCGCCGGUGGCUCUAUCGGCAAACCUAUUGCUCAGGAGCUGCUCAAGACCGGACAACAUACCGUUACCGCGUUGACUAGGACGGACAGCACCAGUGUCCUCCCCGAUGGUGUCAAGGUCGUGCGUGUGAACUACGACGAUGAAGACUCUCUUGUAUCAGCCCUGGAAGGCCAGCAAUUCCUCAUCAUCACGCUGGCUGUCACCGCUUCCCACGAUACACAGUCGAAGUUUAUCCGGGCCGCUGCACGCGCUGGCGUCCCCUACGUUAUGCCCAAUUCAUUCGGCUGGGAUGUUCUGAAUCAAAGGCUUGCGAAAGAUAUUCCCCUCGCUGGGGAGGCGUUCAACACUGCUCGCACCCAGAUUGAAGCCGCCGGGGUGUCGUCGUGGGUUGCGCUAGUCUGUGGCUUUUGGUAUGAGUUUAGUCUUGUGAAUGGGGAGCCGUGGUUUGGGUUUGACUUCAAGGAGAAGAAGGUUACGUUCUUUGAUGAUGGAGAGACGAAGAUUAAUGUCAGUACAUGGGAGCAGUGUGGGCGUGCGGUUGCAAAGCUCCUCAGUUUGAAGGAGCUGCCUGAGGAUGAGAACGACAACGAGCUUGCGUUGAGUAACUGGCGGAACAAACCGGUUUAUAUGGACAGUUUUGAAGUGAGCCAGCGUGACAUGUAUGAGAGCUGGAAGCGGAUUACUGGAGAUACUGACGAGGACUGGACUCGUGCGACUGAGCCUGUGACUGAGCGAUAUGCGCGAGGGCUCGAGCUUUUGGGGAAAGCAGACCGCUCAGGCCUGGCGUUGGCUAUGUAUUCGCGGAAUUUCUAUCCCACUGGAGAUGGAAACCACGGGCGAAACCAUGCGCUGGUCAAUGACUUGCUUGGUCUUCCAAAAGAGGAUCUGGAUGCGCGGACUGUGGUUGCGAAGGAUUUGCUAGACCGGGGUUAUUCUUACUUUGGGAACCGUCUUUGAUACUUGCCUUGGUAUGGAGACUAAUAGACGUGCUUCGAUAUAGCAUUAAGUUAUCAGUUUACAGUCAUUGGGAGAUGAAUAUAACAAUAAUUAUUCUACACCCAAUCUAGGGCUCGGAUACACCGCAGACCACCAAGCUAAAUAUGCCCUAUCAACCUCCAACAGAGGCACGUCGACACCACAGGCCCUGCCCCCUCAGUAGGAAAAGAUGGCCUCAAAAUGAUACAUCCUUAUCAAAGCUUAGUGCUGGAACUCAUGCUCCGUACUGGCGCGAACAAACGCUG
This is a messenger RNA of Aspergillus versicolor CBS 583.65, 1570 nucleotides long. RefSeq names its product aromatic alcohol reductase. The coding region runs from base 261 to 1286 and encodes 341 amino acids. The transcript has 2 exons. Gene Ontology annotation, molecular function: oxidoreductase activity. Lineage: Eukaryota; Fungi; Ascomycota; Eurotiomycetes; Eurotiales; Aspergillaceae. The record is from RefSeq and is a predicted model, not a curated record.